Molecule: messenger RNA, 555 nt
Organism: Penicillium maclennaniae
Lineage: Eukaryota; Fungi; Ascomycota; Eurotiomycetes; Eurotiales; Aspergillaceae
Product: P-loop containing nucleoside triphosphate hydrolase protein
Exons: 1
Coding region: 1-555 (184 amino acids)
Source: RefSeq, a predicted model, not a curated record
AUGCGUGACUUCCGCAAAGGCGAGAUUUGGAUCCUCGUCACAACCGACGUUCUCGCCCGUGGUCUGGAUCUCCGCGGCCUAAACGGCGUUGUCAACUACGACAUCCCUAACUCUGCCGCGGUCUACGUCCACCGCGUCGGACGCACCGGACGCGCUGGUCGCGAGGGUGGUAUUGCUGUUACAUAUUACACCAAGGAAGAUAUUCCCUAUGUCAAGAGCAUUGCGAAUGUCAUCGAUGCCAGCGAGAAGCUGCGUGGAACCGAUGACAAGAAGUCUAUUCAGAAAUGGCUACUUGAGUCACUUCCCGACUUGAGCAAGAAGGACAAGCAAGAACUCAAGAAACACGGUGUCAAGGCUCGCCAGGUCUCGAAGAACCUCGGCAAGGACGAGAAUGAUAAGGGCGCUCGCGCUGCGAGAAUCAGUACGAAGAGUGGUUACGAGCGCCGCAUGGAGAACCGCAAGCGAGGUGCUAUCGCUGCUAGUCGCAAUCGCAAGGCGGAGGGCGCGGCUGCAGGAAAUGAGAGUGAUGGCAGCUGGGAUGGAUUGGAAGAUUAA